Molecule: messenger RNA, 926 nt
Organism: Paramecium pentaurelia
Lineage: Eukaryota; Ciliophora; Oligohymenophorea; Peniculida; Parameciidae
Source: the annotation of a GenBank genome assembly
AUGAAAUAAUAUGAACAUAUCAUUUUGGAAGAUAGUGAGAAUGAGAAUAUUUAUCGAUAUUUUAAUUCUUCUUUUGAAUUUAUUGAAAAAGGAAGAUAAUCAGGGAAUGUUUUAGUUCAUUGUAUGGCAGGUAUUUCCAGGAGUGCUGCAUUAGUUGCUGCCUAUUUGAUGAGGAAACAUAAUAUGUCUUCUAAAGAGGCCUUGUAAUAAUUGGAAAGGAAAAGAUGGUAGGUUUAUCCUAAUGAUGGCUUUGUCAAAUAGUUACUUUUAUUAGAAAAAGAAUUAAAUCAUUAAUAAUAAGAAAUACCAUAUGACUGGAAUGCAAAAAUAAUAUAUAAUUAAUAAAAUAAUAUUAAAAGUAAAACAAGCUCUUCGGAUAGGUUAAUUACUAAAAUAAAUAAGUUUAAUGAUAAUGAAUCUAUUUCUAAUGAGUAUUAAAAAAUUAGAAAGAAGUAUAUUGAUGAUGAGAAAUCUCUUGAUUUAUUGCAGAAAUCUACUUAAUAUUAAUUAUAAUAAUAAAGGAAAACUCAAUUUGAAAUAUUAAAUAAUGGAAUUAAUAUUUAAAUUUAAAGAUUACAAUAACUUUCUAAUAGUAAUAGUAAUAGAAUUAUUAAUACAUUAGAACCUAAAUAAACAAUAAUUACUGAAAACCAACAAAAAAAAAGAGCAUUAAUGGAUGCAAGUAAUAAAAUUAAAUAUAUAUAUAAGUAAACAAUUUCAGCAAGAAUUCAUCGGUUAACAAAGGAAUAUAGGUAGAGACUAGUCUAUAUGUUCCUAAAAAACAAGAAUUUAGUCAUAAAUAUUAAGCAGCUACAACUAGAGAUUAUCCUUUAACUAAUGAUUUUAAGGCUGCAAAUAAUUACUAAUAAAAACUAGAUAAUCUUCUUAAUUAGUUUAGUAAGAAAUCUACAUACUAAUAUAACUGA